UUUAGCAACCCUUGUGGUAGCUAUCACAGAGAAAUUAUUUUGUUGCUAAAAUGGAUUUCUUAUAACGUCACUUUAGAUCUAUUUAGGUUAAUUUAGCCUUAAAUAUUAAUUGCGCAAUAAAAUCACUGUAAAUUUCAAAUUAAAAGCUUGAAAAAAAGCUUCAGUAGUCUUCUAUCAAAAAUAAACACAGAAUAAAUUUGGCGUCCUUUCGAAAGUUUCAAUAAAAAACCUCCUGUGUCACUUCAAAAUUUUAAUAUGGAUAUGAACGAGUUCGAUGUAGAUCUUCGCUUAGACGAAGAUUUUUUAUUCAUUUUCAAUUUCUCAAAGGACAUUUUGACAAAUUUGACGGAACGGCCGCAGGAAAACGAGCUUUGUCAGCAUUGGCUAGCGAAACUUUGCAUGGAAAGAGUUGAAGGAUUGCAUGCUAAACGUCUGAGGAAUAAUUAUUUGGUUCGACUUUUAUCAUUCCUACGAGAGGGCAAGUUGGCCGACCCGUUCCUAGUACCUCCGAAGGAUGGACCUCUAGAACCUUUGCCAGUCAUUGAAAUCACGGAUAAGGAGCCACCAUGGCUGAAGCAACUGAUAGCUGAGUCGGAACAAGAAACGGAUUACGAAGCCGCUAAAGAUUGUCGUCUGUAUUUAAAUACAAAAGUAUUCGACGAAAAUCGUGGAGCUUGCGCUUAUUUGGCGAUAUCUGUAGCUGACGAAGGAAACGUGCCACAUUGGAUUCAAACAGGCGACACAAGCGGAUUUGAAGAGCAUCUGAAAGAGGUACUAAAGGCAUUGAAUUUAUCCAUUAGUGGAGUUAAGGAUGAAUCGGAUGUUAGCGAAUACGAUGACGCAAAACAUAGAGAUUUUGUCCAAUUUAUUGUGGAUGCUAUUGGUAUGGAGUUGUCCGGAAUGGUAGACCCAGAAACGCUACCAACUCUUGAAUGUUUUCUGGAAAAAUUCAUGGACGGCAUCAAGGAUACGUCGUUGAUGAAGGAAAUUGAAAAGGUGUCGAAACCUCAACAGAGACAUUGUCUAUUAGUGCAAUUGCAGAGUUUCCUGAUAAAUGGACUUUUGAGUUAGGUAUAUUAUAUGUCUAGAAAUGAAUGUUCUUAUUAGAUUAUUAGGAAUGACAGUUGUCAACAACUGAGCAAAUAUUCAAUUUUUAUUUAUGAACAUUGGCCACAAAUCCGUGUAUUAUGUAAAAUAAUUCUUCUGUGUGAGCAGUCGGCCGAGGAAUAUUUCGCCUUUUGGUAUGUGUCGCUGCUACUAUUUGUUGGUGCAUUAAAUUGAAAAUUAGGGUCUUUACGAAUUAGUCAUUUAAGAAGAAACUAAGGACGUUCAUAUAUAUAUGGUGUAUAAUUUCAAUAGUGUGUAUAAAUCUAUAAUAAAAAUUUCAAUUUAAAAACCGC
Messenger RNA from Hermetia illucens (black soldier fly), 1400 nucleotides. RefSeq lists its product as uncharacterized. The transcript has a single exon. NCBI's taxonomy places the organism in Eukaryota, Metazoa, Arthropoda, Insecta, Diptera, Stratiomyidae. The coding region runs from base 256 to 1071 and encodes 271 amino acids. The record is from RefSeq and is a predicted model, not a curated record.